Dermacentor andersoni is the source of this 3823-nucleotide messenger RNA. RefSeq lists its product as uncharacterized. The record is from RefSeq and is a predicted model, not a curated record. Lineage: Eukaryota; Metazoa; Arthropoda; Arachnida; Ixodida; Ixodidae. Gene Ontology annotation, molecular function: protein binding.
CGUACACCCCACUAAGGGUUACGUGUAACCGCAACGCGUAGGGACAGUUGCUUCGGAGGGCCCAGCCGCUGCAGUUGUGCAAGAAAUUUGCCGUCCUACUUGCCUGAACACUGAUCAUGAACGAUGGCAUGGAAAGCUGCGGUUUGCUUACCCUUCCCACGGAGACUAUUAUUCACAUCUUCCGGUACUUGAACCCGGACGAAUUGUUGGCAGUUGAAAGAACUUCUCCUGAGCUCGCACGUCUAGCGCGCAUUGCCUACGCCGUGCACAUCGUGCGUUUCCUUCCACACUACUCAUCAAGCUUCUUUCGCGAGUACAUCGACAAGCACCGGGCAGACGUAAUAUCCCAACUCGACGUCAGUGGCUGUUCGUCAGCCUCUUCAAAAACGCUCGAGGCAUGCAUCGAAUUAUGCGCCAGAUUAACCACCCUGCGCUGUGUCAACACUCGCCUGCUGCCGACUACGUUAAUCCGGCUGCUAAGGACCCGGCUACGCUCCCUGAAAUCCCUCGAGUGGUCUCUACUGGGAAAUAAGCACGUCGGCGAAGACGUACGUCGCUUUCUACAGGGGCCAGUCGUAGGCGAUGCCCACGCAAUUCUGCCGGACACGCUGCGUUCGAUGUACGUAGAAGAAACUUCGUGCGGACGUAAUACUCGUAUGUUGUGCGUCAUGCUCAAGCGCCGCUCCUGUCUCCGCAAGUUGCACUUUCACGAGCGGUUGCUCCGCAAGCGAAACACCACGGCAGCGCACGAUGUGCUCUUGAGCUACCACACUGGAACCUGCGGGAAGUUCACAAUGUUCACCUACACAAACGACAGCGCCGUGCCAGUCCGCGAAGCGAAUCUCAGGGCGCUGUGGAACCGACCGCAUGCAGACAGCCAAGUUUCACCUCUUUUCGGCGUGUUCGACGCAUGUCGUACGGUGUCUUCUAGCGUAAUUGUGCGUCUGAACCCGUCGCUAGCUGGUAACUGCCUGAUCCUGGACGGAGUGAAACCAUUGCGGUUGUCGGAGCUGUUAUCCCAGAUUUCCGUCAUCGUACGCGGCGAUCCUCUUGCAACACUGAAGUCAGCGGCCUGCCAAAGACCUUACUGUCACGUUCAUGCACUCGUGCUCGAAUCCCCUUCAUUGUUGGGGCAGGUACGUUCACGCCAUCAACACCCGGCCAAUGCGGACCCUCUUCUCGCAUUUAUUAGGGGAUUCCCCUUUCUGGCGGAGCUUAAUCUGGCCUCCUUCCAUUGCGAGUCUAACGUGGACUGCUGUUCCAUCCUCGCCGAUGCCGGUCUGGACAAUCUGAAGGCGCUCGCCCUGCCUUCCUGUGCGCUUUGUUGGAACGGGCGGCUUGAGCCUCUUGCCAGGGCCCGCUUCAGACUCGAAGAACUAGACGUGCGCGCUCCGCCCGUUAAACAGUUCACGAUUUGCGCUGUCUGUGCGGUUGCAGUCACGUGUACCGCAGAAAUUUUGCAACCGCUGUGGAAGCUCUGUCCCUUGCUACGUCUCACUCUCUGUAAUCUGUCGCACGUAAGAUCUCUGGUAUUCCUGAAGCGAUGCGUCGUGCGAGAACUGAGGCUGCAGAACUUGCACUCCAGCGCCUACGAGGUGGAAGAAAGCAGGACCGCAAUGAAAGAGGUUAUGCUGGAGGUCCGAAGUCUGAAAUUUGGGAGCACCAUCGCAACUCUGGACCUGUCUUUCCUGGAUACCAGGGCCGUUCCAGCUCCCAAUUUACGGCGGCUGUGCGUCACACUAAAAGAAAUGACAUUUAGCAACGCGCAGGACCUGCUGGACCGCCUGUGCAUCAAAUAUCCGACCGCUGAAUAUAUUCACGUGCACAUCUGUCAUCCAGAGGAAUACCAAGGUGCAAUCACGCUGACCGCCAGGUAUUCCGUAGAACUAGACGGUGACAGGGACGGUGCCCUUCACCUUGAGCCCGUGCUUUCCUCCGAUGACGUGGUUCUGUGCGGCUGCGCCAACCUUGUGGCUGUCACAAGGCCCCGAAACUGUGGACCCCGACGGUUUUGAAUUUCCUGCCUAAUGAAAACCCUACAACUAAAUGUAAGCAAGUGGCUGGCAUCGGUGACGCCACCAUUGGCGGUGCGUUUGAAGUUUCUACCAUGUCCUAGUACUGUAGUUUGUAUGCUGGCAACGUGAUCUGAAUUGCUUUGAUUGAAAAUUAAGGUGGUUAUUGAGUAUUGUGCGUGCAGAAUCCUGUCCAGUCAUCAGUAACAAGCGUGUGUUCGCGUAUGCUUACCACAUGUUAUUAAAUUUUCGUGAUGAUAGCGCUUAUGCGCUGAUUCUACAAUAAACGUAACAAUGCCAUCGUUGUGCUAACAGAGGAAUCGCAAUGGUAUGCACAUGUUUUUCGAGGUCACAACAAUGAAUAAAUGUUGAGCAGACAAGGUAUAAAACUGCUCCCAGAAUUUUGUCUACGCUAAUUUAAUCAGGCAAACAGAAAACCCGAUUACCUUAAAACAAUCGGCACAUUUCAUGCUUAUAUCCGGGUGUAGUUGGCGCAUGGUUAUCUGUAAUCGUAAGUUGCACACAGGUCACCGCUCGCCUUUAAUCUUGAGGAGAAACUGCUGUCCAUAUCGAUUACGACAGGCCCUGCAAAUGCCUUAAGUUUCGUGAAAUAUUUUAUGUAGUGGCCAAUUAUUACAAGCUUUACCUUUGCUCGAAGAAUUUUUCAAGUGUCUAUAGAUACGUUUCCAUUGAUUUCAUAUUGAGCGCCCUUUAAGUUCUUCGUUGCCCUGUCAACGUCCAAUUUUCCUGUAACUAGGGAGCACCUUCACAUAAUUUGACACAUUAGGAGUGCAACAUGGUCCAGCAUAACUUGUGAUCGAUUUCUAAAGUGGUAUUUGGAAGAAACGUCCGUGGAGCAUUUCACAUCAACGCAGCCUCGUCAUUGCUGUUCUCGCUCUGUCAUGAUCUAAAUGUGGCAGGCCAGGUAAUGGCAUGCUGCGAGAAACGCGAUAGCCUUUCUGCACAAUGCACACGACGACGAGGUGGUAUUGAGGUGCGUCGCAGUACCAUGUUUAGGUGUUGCGGGUAGCAUGCUGGGCUUUUCUCUGCGUUGCUCGCCAUGGCUCUCUGUCGUCUGUUUGUAAUCAAAGCUGCUGGCUGACAAAUUUUGACGCGCUGAAGUGACUAGCACAAGAGUGGACACGGAAAACUAAAAAGGCGACAAGGACAAGCGCUCGUCCUUGUCGCCUUGUUAAUGUCCCGUGUCCACUCUUGCGCUAGUCACUUCAGCAUGUAAUACCAACUAGCCUGGUCUCACACCCUGCUUAAGUUUUGACAGUUCGUCUCUUUUACCUCAGCACACUUUUCUUGGAGUAUCGAGACUGCUGUAACUAUCCAUCCCAUAGCGCUUGGGCACGUAAUAGGCACCCUGCUAACAAACACCGUUCAACAAAGCGUAAGCGACACGGGCAUUAAUUCUGAGGCCACAAACAUCCCUUUUGUAAUUGCUUCGGCCGCAUUUGUGAACUACAUUUGCAGACGAACAGGCUAGCAAUACUGGAGAAAGUAUAAAUUGGCACCUGUGCUGUCAUGUGCAACAUUAAUGCCACAUCUCCAUUAUUUCAGUGAUUGUGUCAUGGGAUGAUGUUGUAGGACUGGCGGAGGUGAAACCAUUACCCUAUGUUUCCUCAUUUGCUAUUAUCAGCAGCAGCCAUCACUGCGUCUCAGACGCACUCACUCCCUUUCUUCGUGUGCUUGUUAUAUUUUUUUUUGCCAGUACACUUUCUAAAUUAGUGGUUGCAUUAAGAAAGCCCAGACACGCUCAAUCACUGGUGGAGUUGUAAUGGUGUCAAUAAAAUAGUCGCACGGCA